Messenger RNA from Mangifera indica (mango), 732 nucleotides. RefSeq lists its product as uncharacterized. The record is from RefSeq and is a predicted model, not a curated record. Lineage: Eukaryota; Viridiplantae; Streptophyta; Magnoliopsida; Sapindales; Anacardiaceae. The transcript has a single exon. The coding region runs from base 189 to 551 and encodes 120 amino acids.
CUCCACGUGUUCAAUCUUAUCCACUUCUCCAGCUUCAUCCCUGCACUCCUCCACGCAUCGACAACGUGUACAUUUCAUCCCUUAAAACUACCAAAAAUAGUCAAACCCAAAUUGCAUUUCCUCUAAAUUCUGAUCCAAAAAGCCUCCACUCUUAAUUUUGAUCUCCAGCUUGAUAGAAACCAACUUUAAUGGCCACCAUUUUCACGGGUUCCUUGUCUACUCCAAUCCGGGCUUCAUCGGGCUUCCAGUCUAGAAGGCCCGACCCGGCCAGUAAAAGACAUUCCUCCUCUGCCAACUGCCGGUCCCCGCUCUUCGGCCGGUCGUACGAUUCCGAUUACAUAAACAAUACGAACGAGGGUAAAAAACCUGAGAGUCCGGAUGUGGAUUCGAGCCGGGUGAGAUCGAGGUUCGCACCUGGGUGCUUCACGGAGGACAAGGCGAAGCAGCUGCGGAGGAAGACGAUGGAAGGUAUUAAUUUCCACGAUGUAAUGUACCACUCGGCGAUCGCUUCUCGUUUGGCGUCGGAUGCGUCGUUUUGGUCGGAGAAGUGAUUGGUGCAGGUCGGGGCAUUUUUAUCGCAUUUACCUUGGCUUGAUAAUUUGUCGAAAUGAAAAUUAUAAAGCCGUUUUGUUUUUAUUUACAAUAUUUCGGAUUUUGUCGGGAAGUUGUAAUUUGAGCUUGCGAUAAAUAUGGAUGGUUGGAUGUCAUUUGAAUGCAAAAAAUUUACCUCAA